CCCACUUCCAAACAAAAGUGAAAUGUUCAAAAACCAGCUAUUCGUUGGACAGGAAUUCUAAAUAAACCAUAGCUGGCACCAGCUGCUCUGUUCUCUGACCUCCACAAACCUAAAACCCAUGCACGGCCCUUACCCCCGCGCCACCAUCACGCGUAUCUUCUUCACAUUUCACUUCUCAUCCACCCAACCCUUCGUGUAUAUAUAGAAACCCAUCUCUUCGAUCCUUCUUCACAUCUCAAAACACAAACCAAAUAGAGAAACAGGGGAAAGUUAAAUAGUAACAGAGAAUGGGCAGCUUUUCCUUCUCUUCCGGGCAAAAACUGGCCAUCUGUGUGGUGGAAUUGGCCGUGUUGAUGGGAGUAGCCUACGGUGGCAACUUCUACCAGGACUUCGAUUUGACGUGGGGAGGGCAGAGGGCCAAGAUAUUCGGCGGCGGCCAGAUGCUGUCUCUGUCUCUCGACAAGACCUCUGGCUCUGGGUUUGUGUCAAAGAAGGAGUACUUGUUCGGCCGGAUUGAUAUGCAGCUCAAGCUCGUCGCCGGCAACUCGGCUGGCACCGUCACUGCCUAUUAUUUGUCAUCUCAAGGCCCGACUCAUGAUGAAAUUGACUUCGAGUUUCUAGGAAAUGUGAGCGGAGAUCCUUAUAUAUUGCACACGAACGUGUUUACUCAAGGAAAAGGAAACAGAGAGCAACAGUUUUACCUCUGGUUCGAUCCCACCAGAAACUUCCACACCUACUCGAUCAUCUGGAAGCCUCAACACAUUACGUUCUUGGUGGACAACACUCCGAUCAGGGUAUUCAACAACGCCGAGAACAGGGGAGUUCCGUUCCCAAAGAACCAGGCGAUGAGGAUUUACUCGAGCUUGUGGAACGCUGACGAUUGGGCGACGCGUGGAGGGUUGGUGAAGGCUGAUUGGUCCAAGGCUCCAUUCACUGCUUACUACAGGAAGUUCCAGGUCACCCCUGUUUCUUCUUCCCGGUCUCGUAGCAGCGGCGAGUUUGCGAAUGGAGACUGGCAGUCGAAUGCGUUGGAUGCGAAUGCCAGGAGGAGGCUGAGAUGGGUUCAGAAGAACUUCAUGAUUUAUAAUUACUGCACUGAUCUGAAGCGAUUCCCGCAGGGCUUCCCUACCGAAUGUAAAUGACUAUGAUGAUGAGCGUGUAUUCAUUAUGAUUUAUGGGUUGGCCUUUGUAACGUUGAUUCUUUCUUUCUUAGCUUUGUUCAUAUGUAAAUCAGAGGGUUUACGGUCUUUCCCGUUUCCCCCCUUGUUUUCACCUGUUGCUUUUGUAUCAAGUCUUAAUAUGCAAUGAGAAUCUGUAGAUUCUUUGUUGGAAGUUCGUGUUUGCUUUUGUAUCAAGUUUUAAUAUGAAAAAACCGUGGAUCAAAUAGAAUAGUGUAAUUUGGUUCAGAUUCUAAAAUAUUGAAAAAUAAAAAAUGGUUUAUUUGAUUAUGGG
This is a messenger RNA of Linum tenue, 1452 nucleotides long. NCBI's taxonomy places the organism in Eukaryota, Viridiplantae, Streptophyta, Magnoliopsida, Malpighiales, Linaceae. The record is from the annotation of a GenBank genome assembly.